Panthera uncia (snow leopard) is the source of this 2690-nucleotide messenger RNA. RefSeq names its product progestin and adipoQ receptor family member 7 (gene PAQR7). NCBI's taxonomy places the organism in Eukaryota, Metazoa, Chordata, Mammalia, Carnivora, Felidae. Gene Ontology annotation, molecular function: nuclear steroid receptor activity; steroid binding. The record is from RefSeq and is a predicted model, not a curated record. The transcript is spliced from 2 exons. Gene Ontology annotation, cellular component: plasma membrane. Gene Ontology annotation, biological process: response to steroid hormone. Bases 1607 to 2653 code for a protein of 348 amino acids.
AUCUCUGUUCUGGGGCUCGGCCAACCUGGAAGCUUCCCAAACCUGCAGGACACGCUCUGGCCAGACUUCAUACCUUCUGGAUCACCUGCUAGCAUGGUCUACCCCCUUCACCCUCCCACUGGGGGAUGGGGCAGCCAGAGUGGCAACCCUCUCCCUGGCAGUUUCAUUUCCCAGCCACCUCUCUUGCGUCUGUGCCCAAGUGCAAAUCUUCAGGGCUCUGUGAAUCCACAGGGGUUACUCUCAAUGGUCUAUGCUGGAGAGAAUUUAAUCAUUAACUAAGGUCGGUGUUUCCAGAAGUUCCAACUCCAGCCAAAUUUCCCUGGUCCUUACAUGCAUCCUCAUAGAAAAGUAAAUAUUUCAAGGGACAAGGUUAACUGAAGCCCCCAAGUCCAGUGGAACCAGCUCUUGAUGGCCAAAAGAGGACAGGUUUUUAGAGGACAUCAAGCGAAUCUUUCAGGCUGGGGUAUUUCAAAUACGACUACUAUUAAUAAUAAUUAGUAAUAGUAGCCAUCAUUUAUCAAGUUGCUAAACUGUGCUGAAAAUUUGUCUGAAUAAAGUUAGAUCCUUAUAAGCAGUCUGUGCCGUAGAUGAUACUGUAAUUCCCAUGAGGGACUAAGGAUCAGAGAAGGUGAGUCGCUUGUCUUAGAUCACACAGCUAGCAUGUUACAGAAGCAGGCGUCAAACCUGGUUUGUCUGAAUCUGAAGUCCAUCUCCUUCAUGAGCCUUCAUAGUGUCUGCUUUCUCCUUUAGUCCUAACUUCUUUCCAUUAUGAUUCCUGGGGAGUAGGGGGACAGAAGCCAGUCAAGUUUUCCUGACACCCAUCAACCAGGCCCUGGUCACCCGGUCUCAGCCCAGCUUUGCCUGCCUUGCCGUGUGAUCUUGGGUAAGUCACAACUUGGUAGCCAGCCACUGCGUUUCCCCAGAUGUUUCCUGUGGAGGCUAAUGCUGAGCUUCCUUGUGCAGCCGUGGGCUGGCUAGGAGGGCAGUGGUUAGCCUGGAUUUGACCAAUGUGGGAAUGGUGUUGGGUGGGGGAAGGGAGAGGUGGAGGUUGUCUUUAGCCCCACCCUCUGGUGACAUCACACAAGACAACCUCCAGUCCCUGGAAGCCCCGCCCUUAGUGACCCUCACCUGUGGAAGUACCACAGGUGCCUGGCAUCUGGAGAAUUUGCCCAGUCCCACAGCAGAAUCCAUCGGCCCCCAGGCUCGAGAAAAUUCCCUAGAUGAACACAGAUGGCGGCUUGAACACAGGAGGAAACAGCAGGGGCUGCUGUGUGGAGCCUGGACUGGGAUGGAAAUGGCUGAGGUUGUGAGCCUCCUUAAUUAUUCCUCGGAAGUUUACUGAACAUCUACUACAUGCCAGGCGCUGUUCGAGGCACAUGGGAUACAUCGGGGAGUACAGUCACGGGGUCCUCGCUGAGCUAGCUCUCCCUUAGGACGACUCCUCUCUUCUGAAACUCAGUGUGGGGACAAGGGGGCAGGAAGGACGGACUAAGGACUGGGUUUCCGAGCCUCCCAGCUGCUGCGGGUGGUGCCAUCAAGGGUCGAGGACACCAGUCCCCUGACUUUGCUCUGGCCUCUCUCCCAGCUCCCUGCCUGGCCCACGGUCAUGGCCACGAUGGUGGCCCAGAAGCUCAGCCACCUCCUGCCCAGUUUGCGGCAGGCCCACCAGGAGCCUCGGCCGUCCAGGCGGCCGGAGCCCGUGUUCACAGUGGACCGCGCCGAAGUGCCACCGCUCUUCUGGAAGCCGUACGUCUACGUGGGCUACCGGCCGCUGCAUCAGACCUGGCACUUCUACUUCCGCACGCUGUUCCAGCAGCACAACGAGGCCGUGAACGUGUGGACCCACCUGCUGGCAGCCGUCGUGCUGCUGCUGCGGCUGGCCGUCUUCGUGGGGACCGUGGGCAUCUGGGGAGACCCGCACGCGCUGCCCCUCUUCAUCCUCCUCCUCGCGUCCUUCACCUACCUCUCCUUCAGCGCCUUGGCUCACCUCCUGCAGGCCAAGUCCGAGUUCUGGCACUACAGUUUCUUCUUCCUGGACUACGUGGGCGUGGCCGUGUACCAGUUCGGCAGCGCCCUGGCACACUUCUACUACGCCAUCGAGCCUGCCUGGCACGCCCGGGUGCAGGCCGUCUUCCUGCCCGUGGCCGCCUUUCUCGCCUGGCUUUCUUGCACUGGCUCCUGCUACAACAAGUACAUCCAGAAGCCUGGCCUGCUGGGCCGCACUUGCCAGGAGGUGCCCUCAGCGCUGGCCUACGCGCUGGACAUCAGCCCCGUGGUGCAUCGCAUCCUGGUGUCCCCCGACCCUACCUCAGACGACCCGGCUCUUCUCUACCACAAGUGCCAGGUGGUCUUCUUCCUGCUGGCCGCCGCUUUCUUCUCCACCUUCAUGCCUGAGCGCUGGUUUCCUGGCAGCUGCCACGUCUUCGGGCAGGGCCACCAGCUCUUCCAUGUCUUCCUGGUGCUGUGCACGCUGGCCCAGCUGGAGGCCGUGGCACUGGACUACGAGGCCCGGCGGCCCAUCUAUGAGCCUCUGCAUACCCGCUGGCCCCACAACUUCUCUGGCCUCUUUCUGCUCACCGUGGGCAGCAGCGUCCUGACCGCGUUCCUCCUGAGCCAGCUGGUACGGCACAGACUCAACCGGAAGGCCCAGUGAAUGGCGGGGGCGGGGGGGGGGCAGCUGGGAGGGAGGG